Molecule: messenger RNA, 3282 nt
Organism: Thermochaetoides thermophila DSM 1495
Lineage: Eukaryota; Fungi; Ascomycota; Sordariomycetes; Sordariales; Chaetomiaceae
Product: cysteine-type peptidase-like protein
Exons: 3
Coding region: 1-3282 (1093 amino acids)
Biological process (GO): protein desumoylation
Cellular component (GO): cytoplasm; nucleus
Molecular function (GO): SUMO-specific endopeptidase activity
Source: RefSeq, a predicted model, not a curated record
AUGCCACACCCUGGUCGGUUCUUGAAGGACUUAGCUCCUCAGCGCCACGUCAAUACCCUCAAUUCCAGCCCCAGUCAGCCCCCCAAGUUCCGAUCGAAUAACCCCGAGCGAGCUCCUCCCCUCGACAACCCCCGCCCGCCGAAACGAGCCAAACUCAACAGUCCCAAGAAGCCCCUGGAAGAAAUCGAGAGCGAUAGCGAUACGGCCUCGAGGGCGGGUCGCCAUGAGAGCCAGCAGAGUCUUUCGCGAUCUAACUCCCACUCGCACCCGGUGAAUGCUUCCUUCCUGGAGUUCAAGUCCGUGGAGAGUACCGCAUGUCUCGACUUCAAGCGGGAAAAGAAGCAUCAACAGAAGCGCCCAAAUGGAAGUGGAUUCCGUGUACCUGUUACACCAUUAUCCCUAACUCGGCCGCUCUCAUCUAUGGAGUCCAUCGAAGACGACGACCUUGACGAGCUCACACUUUCUACUCCACAACAUUCCGGUGUGCAGCGUCCGGCGCGUGUUGUUACAAGGCCAGAGAACAGCUUCAACGAUGCUGCCGACAGGUACAUCCUUAGUUAUCGCGCUUCACCCAGAAAGUGCCGCUCUCGAACCCAACCCAACCCACCCAAGAAGCGCGCAAGCAGUGAGGCGAUCGAGGACGAGAAAAAGUCUGAUUCGCCCAAGCGCCAAAAGAUGGACCCAAAGACUCCAAACGAACAAAAAAAAUCUCCAAGUAUUUCUCACCGGGGCGAGAUUACUCCGACCCAGUGGAACUCCAAAUCGCCCAACCUUUCUCAAGGUCUUCGAGUCCGGUCUGCGCUUUGCAACCCGGAUCACCGCUACAUGUACAGAGAUAGCGUUAAGGCGUGCACUCUGCGGUUGCGCGACAGCGAGUUACGUGGCCAGAUUGGCCUUGACGAUUCGACGGAGCUGGAGUGGCUUGGAAUCACUAAGAGGACAAGGACUAUUUCUUAUCAUCCGUCCAGCAGCAUUGUCAAAAUCGACCUAUCGAAUUACCAAACUCCCAGCGUCCGGGUCGUUUCUCCUCUAGUCAUCCGUUUCUUUACUGUCCCCGAGGCUCAGAAGGCUGUUGAGUGGGCCAAAGAGAAGCUUGGUGUCACCGUCGAGGAGCUUGAUGUGGAAAAGUUGGAAUCUAUCUACAAAAAGAUCGAUCUAAAUACUGCGCAAGAAUCUGCCCGCAAAUCCGGGGAGCAAUCCCAGCAUUUUCAAUCCCCUGUACCACAGGAAGCUCGGCGCCACUCAGUCGAUGUCGUCGAGGUCUCCAAGUCUUCGGUUUCCCGAAACAAGAUCCGGGAGCAAAUGCAGAUUUCCACACAAUCACCUGCCCCACAACGUCGCUCUGAGUCUGUCAUAUACUCCACUCGCAGCCUGAGAAGCGCUACAAGAACACAGUCACUGGAUGUAUCUCCGAAACCAGCUCCCCGCCGUUGGAGUCCCAAGCAACGAGAGCUGUGGGAGAACUGGAAGAUCCCCCUUAUCUAUGAACGGACCACUGUCGAAAAAGAGGACAUCAUGCGACUUGACGAAGGCCAGUUUCUCAAUGACAACAUUGUUAACUUUGCCCUCCGCUACAUCUAUGCCACAUACUCCAAAAUUGACAACCUGAAUGCAAGGGUCUACCUGCACAACUCCUUCUUCUAUGACAAGCUCAAAAAGGCCCCCAAAGGCAGCAACGGCAUCAAUUAUGAUGGGGUGAAGAGUUGGACUGCCAAGGUUGAUCUGCUGUCCUAUGAUUACGUCAUUGUUCCCGUUAAUGAGGACUUCCACUGGUGGGUUGCCAUCAUCUGCAACCCCGGAAGACUGGAUCUCGACGCUCGAAAGGCCGAGGACAAGAAGGCCGACGCUGGCUCGUCGGACUUGGAGGUUAUCGGGGAAUCCUCGAAGGCGGCAGCCACAGACCGGAACGGCUCUGCAGAUCAUGGAAAGUCUGAUGACAUUGAGCUCGCUGUCUCCGACCUCGUCGCCAAGCCCGUUAGGAUUGAUCUAACUGCCAGCCCCAAGGCCGAGCAAGGCAAGAAGUCGGGUUCUGCGGGGAAGCGGUUUGAUUUCAAGGAGCCGAAGAUUAUCACCCUCGAUUCCUUGGGCAAAACUCAUUACCCGGCCGUUAACUUGCUUAAGAAGUAUCUUCUCGCCGAGUUCGAGCACAAGCGUGGCAAGACCAUCACCGAGGUGCCUGCGCAACUCGGCAUGCGGGCUGUCAAUAUCCCGACGCAGUCCAACGUAUACGAUUGUGGCAUCUACGUUAUUGAGUACAUCCUCCAGUUUGCACGGGACCCUGACUUGUUCAUCUCCAGACUCCUUCGCAGGGAUGGAAAGGAAUGGGAUUUUGAUCCUUCCGAGAUGCGGUAUCUUCUCCGCGAAAAUAUCCUCCUUGAGCAGGAAAAAUAUCAGGCCAAGCAGCUGGGCGAAAAGGUGUCUCGCUCUAACUCUCUGAGCUCCUCUCAACCUCCAGCUUCAGCCCCUACCACGCCUACUGUCAACGGUAACGAUGCCGAUGCUAGCCGGAGGUAUUCGUCAGAAUCCUGUUCCUCGGCUGCGGAACCUUCACGCCCUGCCAGCACCAAUGCUACUCCCGGACCAGGCGUCGAGGUCCACGAGAUUAGCGACUCUGAAUCCGAGGCCAAAUUAUCUCCCGCCGCUCCCCACAGCACACGCCAGUCCGUUGAACCUAGCAGUCCGCCCAAGCUUCCCCCUCGCCCAACUACUCCAACUCAGGUCCCAGUGGAGGAUAAGCCCCUCCCAUCGGUGGAGCCGUCUGAUGAGAUGGAGGUUGUGCGGUCCCCUGAGCCGAAGUUUAUUUCCAAAAUUCCAACGUCGUCACCUGCCCCAGUGUCAGCGUCAAAGCAGGGAAGUUCUGCCCGCCGAGCGUCCCUCACCUUGUCUCAGAGACCUAACCGGCCACUCGAAGUUAUUCCGAGAUCGUUCUAUGGCAGCUUGAAUCUCGACGCUUCGCCGUCCGAGUGGUGGCAUGGGUGUGAGAGUCCGAAUACAAGGAAGAAGAGGCAGCCUCAACCCACUCAAGCCACGAAAUCCGCAACAAGUCCUAAGGAAGUUGGUCGCAGGCAGAGUGUGAAUGGCACCACUACAACCCCGAAUCAGAGCCAAAACCAGAUUCAAAAGAGCUACGGGCAUGUCACGAGUCAGUUUGUCUUGGAUGAGACUGAGCCGGAGGUGGUUAGUGCGAAGUUGAUUCGCCCUGCCGCAUCGAGGAGGUCGGUUGGGCCGACGUCGGAGAAUAGGGGGGGUUCUUAUGUUGUUGAUUUAACGGAGGAUGAUUGA